GGUUGUUUAGAGUGAGAAAUACAGAGUGAGCUCUAUGGAUACCAACCAUGGCUCCUCCUCUUCUUUCUCUUCCUUCAAGUCCUACUUCACUGCCCUCGCGGACACCCCUCGCCGGCUCUCUCGCCGGGCUGGUUCGGUCUCCACCUGUUUCGAAGAGAUGAGCCGGGUGAAAGCCCGGUCCGGUUCGGACAUGAGAAAAACUCUCAGGUGGUUCGACCUCGUAGGCUUUGGCGUCGGAGGAAUGGUCGGCGCCGGUGUCUUCGUCACCACCGGCCGCGCCAGCCGCCUCUACGCCGGCCCAGCUGUUGUGCUGUCCUACGCCAUUGCCGGCCUCGGCGCUCUCCUCUCUGCCUUCUGCUACACCGAAUUCGCCGUCGAAAUGCCCGUCGCCGGUGGCGCCUUCAGCUACAUCAGAAUCACUUUUGGUGAAUUUGCGGCAUUUCUGACCGGAGCGAAUAUAAUUAUAGACUACGUGCUGUCAAACGCUGCCGUGGCGAGGAGUUUCACGGCGUACUUAGGCACGGCGAUUGGCAUAUCAACCGAAACGAAAUGGAGGGUCACAGUCUCUGGACUCCCAAAAGGGUUCAACGAAAUCGACAUCGUCGCCGUCGCUGUCGUCUUAAUCCUCACUCUCAUUAUCUGUUACAGCACGAAAGAGAGUUCGGUUUUGAACUUGGUGUUGACGGCGCUUCACCUUUUGUUCAUCGUCUUCGUGAUAGUGGUUGGGUUCUCGAGAGGCGAGUGGAAGAAUUUCUCGGAGCCAUCCGACCCGAAACACCCGGAUGGGUUCUUCCCGUUCGGAGUUUCGGGUGUCUUCAAUGGUGCUGCGAUGGUUUACCUGAGUUAUAUUGGAUACGACGCCGUUUCGACCAUGGCUGAGGAAGUCAGAAACCCGGUUAAGGAUAUCCCUAUCGGAGUCUCGGGCUCCGUUAUCCUCGUUACCAUUCUCUACUGCUUAAUGGCUGCUUCAAUGUCCAAACUCCUCCCUUAUGACAUGAUUGAUACGGAUGCACCGUUUUCCGGGGCGUUUAGGGGAGAAUCCAACGGCUGGAGAUGGGUGUCCAAUGUGAUAGGGGUGGGGGCCAGUUUUGGGAUAUUGACGUCUAUGAUGGUGGCGAUGUUGGGGCAGGCUAGGUAUAUGUGCGUGAUCGGACGGUCCAAAGUAGUCCCUGCGUGGUUUGCUAGGGUCCACCCGAAGACAUCAACACCUGUCAACGCUUCCGCUUUCCUUGGACUGUGCACAGCAGCGAUUGCCCUUUUCACUGAUCUGAAUGUCCUCCUCAAUCUUGUAUCCAUCGGAACACUCUUUGUCUUCUACAUGGUGGCCAAUGCCGUAAUCUACAGACGUUACGUGUCAUUGGAGACGAUAAAUCCAUGGCCUACAUUGUCCUUCCUCUUUUGCUUCUCUCUCACUUCCAUCAUAUUCACCCUCAUUUGGCACUUCAUGCCACCAGGCAAGUCAAAAGGCUUCAUGCUCGGUGCCAGCAUGCUAAUUGCCAUUGCUGUUCUUCAAUUGUUUCAUUGCGUGGUCCCACAAGCGCGGAAGCCCGAGUUCUGGGGGGUCCCUCUGAUGCCAUGGAUACCAUCCAUGUCAAUCUUUCUCAACAUAUUCUUGUUGGGGUCUCUUGAUAGGCCAUCCUAUGUGCGGUUCGGAUUCUUUUCGGCUCUCGCGGUGAUUGCAUAUGUUCUGUACAGUGUUCAUGCUAGCUUUGAUGCUGAAGGGGAUGGGACUCUGAGUCAAAAGAAUGGUGAAAUCAUGAAGGAAUCAAUUGAAAGUGAGGACAAAAGUCUCAAAGUGUAAAAAGUUUUUCUUCUGUUCAUCUUUUCUUGUAAUGACUUCUCAACUUUUUUGUUUUCUCAAUGGAUAUUUAGCAUAGGGUUGAAAAAGGAAAAGGAGGGAAAAGAAAAGAAAAGAAUAGCUUUUACAUUCUGCUGUUGAUGUUUGACAGUGUAAAGGAAUGAGAGCAUAACUAAAAGCUAAAGUAGAAAGUAGUGAAAGCUCAGUAGUAAUAUUGAGAGCAAUGAAAUGUAAAUCUCUGGUAGCUAAUGGUUGUCACAGUUGUUUUAGAAUGGCCAUUGUGUGCCGUAUCAAAAAAACAAGGAAGUCGUUCAAUGUUAUGUCAGCA
Messenger RNA from Cornus florida, 2126 nucleotides. Its product is annotated as cationic amino acid transporter 6, chloroplastic. Gene Ontology annotation, molecular function: amino acid transmembrane transporter activity. Gene Ontology annotation, biological process: transmembrane transport; amino acid transport. The transcript has 5 exons. Bases 35 to 1801 code for a protein of 588 amino acids. NCBI's taxonomy places the organism in Eukaryota, Viridiplantae, Streptophyta, Magnoliopsida, Cornales, Cornaceae. Gene Ontology annotation, cellular component: plasma membrane. The record is from RefSeq and is a predicted model, not a curated record.